Messenger RNA from Myiozetetes cayanensis, 2358 nucleotides. Its product is annotated as EH domain-containing protein 2-like. The record is from RefSeq and is a predicted model, not a curated record. Gene Ontology annotation, biological process: endosomal transport; endocytosis. Gene Ontology annotation, cellular component: plasma membrane; cytoplasm. Gene Ontology annotation, molecular function: calcium ion binding; protein binding. The annotation marks the transcript as partial. The transcript is spliced from 8 exons. Lineage: Eukaryota; Metazoa; Chordata; Aves; Passeriformes; Tyrannidae.
GCUAUGAUUUCCCGGGUGUGCUGCGCUGGUUCGCUGAACGAGCCUCUCUCAUCCUCCUGCUGUUCGAUGCCCGCAGCCUGGCGGCGGCUAUGAUUUCCCGGGUGUGCUGCGCUGGCUAUGAUUUCCCGGGUGUGCUGCGCUGGUUCGCAGAACGAGCCUCCCUGGUGCUCCUGCUGUUCGAUGCCCGCAGCCUGGCGGCGGUGCCGGGGUUGGGAUCUGGAUGCUAUGAUUUCCCGGGUGUGCUGCGCUGGUUCGCUGAACGAGCCUCUCUCAUCCUCCUUCUCUUCGAUGCCCGCAGCCUGGCGGCGGUGCCAGGUUUUCUCUCUCCAGGCUAUGAUUUCCCGGGUGUGCUGCGCUGGUUUGCUGAACGAGCCUCUCUCAUCCUCUUGCUGUUCGAUGCCCGCAGCCUGGCGGCGGUGCCGGCCGAGCUGUUGUCGGCGCUGGGCGCGCUGCGGGGCCACGAGGAGAAGCUGCGGGUGGUGCUGAGCAAGGCGGACGCUCUGGAGGAGCCCCAGCGGCUGCUCAGGGUUUAUGGGGCCCUGCUCUGGGCGCUGGGCAGGGCCCUGGGGGCCCCCGAGGUGCCCAGGGUGUUCCUGGGGGCGUUCGGGGCCCGCCCGCUGCCCCACCCGGCCAUGAGGAGGCUCCUGGAGAGGGAGGAGCGGGAGCUGCUCCGAGAGAUCCGGGCCCUGCCUGCCCAGGCCGCCCACAGGAAGGUCAACGAGGUGGUCAAGAGGGCCAGACAAGUCAGGGUGCACGCCCUGCUGCUGUCCCGGCUGCGCCAGGAGGUGCCAACACUCCUGGGGGGCGUCGGCGGCCGCCGCAAGAGGCUGAUCCGGAGGCUCCCGGCGCUCCUGGCCCAGAUCCAGAGGGAGCAGCAGAUCCCGCCCGGGGACCUCCCGGACUGCGCCCGACUCCAGGAGCAGCUGCUGAGCCAGGACCUGUCCCGGCUGCCCCCCCUGAAGCGGCGGCUCCUGGAAGGGCUGGACGAGCUGCUGAGCCGGGACCUGCCCGCCCUGUCCCCCCUGCUGGGGGCACCCCCCGAGGGACCCCCGGGCGUGCGGGGAGGGGUCCUGGACGGGGACGAGUCGGGGCCCUUCUCCACCCUCAGCGACAGCGACGACGACGACGAGGAAAACGACGAUAACGACGACGAUGAUGACGAUGAGGAGUGGGUGGUGACGAAGGACAAGGCCAAAUACGACGAGAUCUUCUACGGGCUGGCCCCCAGCGACGGCAAGCUGAGCGGGCGCCGUGCCAAGGGCUGGAUGGUGAGCAGCAACCUGCCCAGCUCGGUGCUGGGCCGCAUCUGGCAGCUCAGCGACGUCGAUGGGGAUGGGAUGCUCGACCACGAGGAGUUCGCCCUGGCCGGCCACCUCAUCGGGGCCAAGCUCAGGGGGAGGGGGCUGCCCGCUGAUCUGCCCCCCAGGCUCGUGCCGCCCUCCAAGAGGAGGGACAAGGGAUGCAAGGAGUGAGCCCGAAAUUCAGCUAGAAAGCCGUCCAGAAAUCUCUCCAGAAAUUGCCCAAAUCAGGGACCCCUCGUCUGUCCAAGAGGAGGCACGAGGGGUCCAAGGAGUGAGCCCAAAAUCACCCCAAAGCCGUCCAGAGAUCUCCCCAGAAACUGCCCAAAUCAGGGACCCCUCGUCUGUCCAAGAGGAGGCACGAGGGGUCUAAGGAGUGAGCCCAAAAUCACCCCAAAGCCAUCCAGAAAUCUCCCCAGAAACUGCCCAAAUCAGGGACCUCUCAUCUAUCCAAGAGGAGGCACGAGGGGUACAAGGAGUGAGCCCAAAAUUCAGCUAGAAAUCCAUCAAGAAAUCUCCCCAGAAACUGCCCAAAUCAGGGACCUCUCAUCUAUCCAAGAGGAGGUACGAGGGGUCUAAGGAGUGAGCCUAAAAUUCAUCUAGAAAUCCAUCAAGAAAUCUCCCCAGAAACUGCCCAAAUCAGGGAUCUCUUGUCUGUCCAAGAGGAGGCACGAGGGGUCUAAGGAGUGAGCCUAAAAUUCAUCUAGAAAUCCAUCAAGAAAUCUCCCCAGAAACUGCCCAAAUCAGGGACCUCUCAUCUAUCCAAGAGGAGGCACGAGGGGUCUAAGGAGUGACCCCAAAAUCACCCCAAAUCCACCCAGAAAUCUCCCCAGAAAUUACCCAUAUCAGGGACCCCUCAUCUGUCCAAGAGGAGGCACGAAGGGUCUAAAGAGUGACCCCAAAAUCCAGAUAAAAACCCUCCUAAAAUCACCUCAAUUGGGGACCCCUCAUCUAUCCAAGAGGAGGCCCAAAGGGAUCAAAGGAGUGACCCCAAAAUCCAGACAAAAACCCUCCCAAAAUCACCUCAAUUGGGGACCCCUCAUCUAUCCAAGAGAAGGCC